This is a messenger RNA of Pedinophyceae sp. YPF-701, 26265 nucleotides long. The record is from the annotation of a GenBank genome assembly. NCBI's taxonomy places the organism in Eukaryota, Viridiplantae, Chlorophyta, Pedinophyceae.
AUGGGCGUCAGGGCGCCGCUCACGAUGGCGUUGCUCUGUGUCCUCGCGCUUCUCGUGGGCGCGCUGGGCGUUUCCUCGGGCGUGAGUGCUGACACGCCCGUCCAGGACAUCCUGCGCGCUGGCCUGAAGGCGCGCGACGCCCGCCUGCUCUCGGAGACGGAGCCCCAGGGCGAGCUCGGGUUCCUGACGCCGGGUCAGACUGUGGAGGCGCCGCUCAGGCGGAAGGAAGCCGGGUUCUUGCCGCGCGCCAUCCCGGAUGCGGGCGCUCUUGAGACCUCCAUCUUCAUCUCGGGGAGCGACGCUCUGGUGGCGACCGGCUGUAUCAUCGACAGAAUCGGCGUCGAAAUCAACAUCACUCACCCGAGGGUCCAGGAACUGGACAUUUACCUCCAGGGACCUGCGAAAACCGAGGUCGAGCUCGCCGCCGACGUCCGCGGCGGGUCGGCGAACGCGACCCUGCGGCUGUACGACGCUGGCGACGUCGACAGCAACGGCAGGCGCCCGGUGCUCGUGCGCGUCGACGAAGCGUCCGGUCCGCUCGUAGGCGACUUCGCUCCUGAGGAGGGGCUGACGCCCAUGUUCCGCGGCAAGUCGCCGGCGGGCACGUGGACGCUCAAGGUGUCGGAUGCCACGCAAUCUCCCUCUAACGCCACGCAGGAGCUGCUGGGCUUCGCGCUGCUGUUCCAGUGCCGCGGCGAGGAGCGCGUCAAGUUCGAGAAGGAGCCGCGCGAUUUGAACGGCGACCCGCUCGCUCUCGACGCACUGGCCGUCAUCGACAGCCUGGAGGUGGCGGCCGAGGACAGCUGCACUGUCGACGCCAUUGAUCUUGACUUCUCGCUGCGGCUCGACUACACGAGCGCGGAGAAGUUGGUGGUGCCGUACAUCGUCAAGAUCCCCCCGGGCGUCCCGCUGCUGAACACGACCGCGUUUUUGGACGGCCUCGGCGACGGGACGCUGCCUGGCAUCAACAUCAACUUCGCGGGACCGACUUCGCCGGGAGCGCAGACCGUGAACGUCGCCGCGAGCGGUAUCUCGACGUUCGACGGUGCACCCUCUGAGGGCAACUGGUUCUUCGUGCUGGUCAACAACGACGUGGCGGCUGAGGACGCGCUGCUGUCCUGGGCGGUGUCGGUGUCCUGCCGGCCGACGCGGAUCUUCCCGCCGACGUGCCCUGCGGGGUACAACGACACCGUGCCUGCGUCGCUGCAGCGGGAGAGGCGGCUGCUCGCCUAUGAGACCAGGAGGAUGAUGGCGGGCGAGACGGCCACCAAAACCACCAGCAACGCGACGGUCGCCCCUGACGCCACCGUCGCGCCCAUGGUACCGCUCAACACUACCUUUCAGUACGCACUGGACCUGUCGACCACCGCGGGCCUCACGGCGCUCGAGUGGCUCUCGCGGUCCUCGAGGUUGCAGCCUCUGGCAAUCAACACAACUGUCGACACGGACGCCGAGGUGAUCCGCUUCAACGGACGCAGUACCGGCGACAGCGGCGUGCUCGUCUUCAUGCCCUUCUCUGCGGAGGAGCUGGGCGCGGCCAUCAACGUCUGGGCCGAGGUACGCGUUGGCGACGCCAACCUCGCCACUUCGGGCGAGUUCUGGCUGACCAUCAGCGGAGCCGAUGAGGACACGACCAGGAGUGCGCAGGGAUACGAUGUGCACGAGUCGCUCGACGAGAUGGGUCGCAACAUUCGGGCUGGCGUCGCCCACGACCGCGCGGUGGAGGAGUACUACCUGUACGUCCGCGUCGGACGCCACGUGGCGCUGAGCCAGAGGAUGUCGUCGUUCGAUGACGGCAUGUGGCGCACGCUCCAUCUGCACCUGGAUCGCGACACAGGCGUCGGACUGAUCCAGUUCGGCGAGGUUUCGUACGACCUGGUGGUCCCGAAGGACCUGCUCUGGGUCCCCGACCUGCGGCACAACGGCACCGUGCUGGCCGCCGCCCGGAGCCUGUCCAGCUCAGACGUGCCAGCGGCCAGUUACGAGCUGCGCAACAUCUUCUUCUGCGGCAACCCGCUCGGCGCCCCCCGCACGGCGCCCGAGAACCCCACUCCUGGGGUUGACGUCGGGCUCGCUGUCGCCUGGCGCCAGGGGAGCAGCCUGGGCUCGGGUAUGUCGAUCCCGGCACGCGGUGCUCGCGAGGUCUCUACUUCCGUCUCAUCUUUGGACGAAGUGGCGAGCAGAUGCGUCCUCGAGCAGCUUCUGGUGGCCGUUGAGGUGGAGCACCCCCGCGUUGGCGACCUCGACAUCGCCGUGCGGGCACCAGACGGCACGCAGGCGCUCCUGUGGGCGGGCGACGCUCAGCAGACCGGCAGCGACCUCCGCGCGGUGUUCUGGGACGGCUCCUCGGUCCCGCCAGGCAGCGUGGAUGGUCCUUACAUCAGUGGGGCGAUCGACCUCGAGGCUGGCCGCGACGGGCAGGGCGUGCGUCCGGCCCAUGCGCUCGGAGUCAUGCGUCGGCACGAGAUUGAAGGCACCUGGACGCUCAAGGUCUCCGACCGCACUCCGAGCGCUGCUGGAAGCGCGACAGCGCCCCCCGACGACACGCGCCGCAUCAAGAGCUGGGCCCUGGGCUUCGUGUGCGGUGACCCCGUGAGAAACUUCACGCGGGAGCCGGAGGUGCCCCUGGGGGACCGGCGGUGGACGGUGGACACCCUGACCAUCGCCCCGGAGGACUCGUGCAUCGUCGAGGACGUCGACGUCACGCUCAACAUCUCGCACCCGCACGCUCAGGACCUCGGAGUGUAUCUCACCCGGUCGUUCAGGUCCAUCGAGAUGUACAGGGAGCUUGGCGCAGGGGGGCUGGACAGCCAGGUCAUCACGUAUGGGGACGACGUUUCCGAGGACUUUACGCUGCCAUUAACACCCAGCAUAUGGCGGCGCAAAAUGCUUUCGACCCCGUCGUACGCGAGGUUCACGUCGACCGAUUACACUACUUUCAGGGCCAGCGCUUUCGAGAGCGGUUCGAGUGAGGGGACGUGGACGCUGCGCGUCAAGGACGACUUCAGCGGCGACAACAACGGGACCGUGCUGCACAGCUGGAGCCUGAGGAUCAUGUGCCGCAGCGAGAUCCCGCGCACCGAGGAGCUGGAGUGCGACGGCGGGCCGCGGCGUCAGGUGAACGCGACUGAUCUGUCUCGGGGCGAGAAGUUCUACUGGCUGAACGGCUACUCGACGACGUCGCGCGCAUCGCGCGAGCUGGUGGUUGACACGGCGUCAGACGUGACCACUCUCGCGUCCGGAGCGAGGGAGGACCUGGCGGGCUUCUUGUUCCUUCCACAGGACGUCGCAAACACGUCCGCCCUCGGCAGCAUGAUCGACGUAUCUGCGGAAUUGUCGCUGUUCGGCGACAUGUACCAGCAAGGUGGCGCAGUGUGGAUCGAAGUCGGCCAGGAGGAUCCCUCAAUCGAGCGGCCCCCUUCCUACAUCGGAUUCAACCCGCACAGGGCAGACCGCAUGAGCAUUCGCGCCGGCCUGCAGUGGGGCGAGUCCCGUAAUGCACCGACGGUCUUCGUGCAGGCCGGGUGGCACCGCUUCACGGCGCGGCUGUCGGACACCGUCUACUUCGAGAACAUCUGGCGCACGUUCAGGCUGGUGCUCAACAUGACGUCUCUGACGGGGCGCGUGAGGUUCGGGGCCGAGUCCGUGUCGUUCUCCCUGCCGGCACCCGUCGUGCUCGAGAUCGGCGAGGGCUCCCGGGUGUUCCUCGGAACGUGGACUGAUCCUGAGUACUCCUCCUCGGCCGUGCGGCAGCGCGUGCGGAACGUCAACUUCUGCCCCUCGGCGCGUACCCCCGGAAGUGACGCCGUGCGGUCGGCAGCACUGCCGCGCCAGCCCGUCUCCUACUCGUUCGGCACGUUUGACAGGAACCGCGGUAUCCCCGAUCACGGCGCUACCGAGGCGCGCACGUCCGUCUCUUCUUCGUACGGUCAGAGCGGGUAUUACGCUUGUCCGUUGGUUGGCGUCAAGGUCACCGCCGCCGUCGUGCACCCGCGGCCCGAGGAUCUCCAGUUGCGCCUCAAGUCCCCCGCUGGGAAGGAAGUCCUGCUCUCCGGCGCAGGGGCGAACGGCACCGUGGUGUUCAGCGACGGCGCGGCGCAGACCAUCUCCGAGAUGGGCGCCCUCACCCCCGGUACGUCGACAGAAGCCCGUCCCGACGAGCCCUUGUCAGCGUUCACCGGCUUCUACCCAGACGGCACUUGGACCCUCAAGGCGUCGGAUGGGGUGCCAGGCGGCGUCGGUGAGCAGGUCCUGCGAGACUGGGAGCUUGAGCUGGAGUGUCACGAGGUGUUAGCCUUCACGACGGGCCGAGAAAUGGCGAUCCCUGACGGCUCGUACGCGACAGACACCGUGACCAUAGCCGAGGAGGACAGCUGCGAGAUCUUCCAGACCCGCGUCCGCCUGGACCUGACGCACCCGCACACCGACGACCUGCGCGUCUUCCUGCGCAGUCCCCAGGGGCGAAUUCAGAGUUUGUACAACGAGCCGGGCUUCAGUGGCUCCCCAUACAACUUCUCCUCGAACGCGUACACCUCGACGUCCUUCCAGUCGACGUCCAGUGCUGGCAACUGGACGUUGCUGGUUCAGGAUGACUUCAAGGCAGACGUUGGCACCCUGGCGUCAUGGUCGCUGGAGACCAUAUGCUAUGGCAAGCCCCUGGCUGUGGUGGAGCAGGUGUGCGAGGGCGAGGGCCCGCUGGCGGUGCAGGCGGCGAGCGCGGGCAGUGCGCUGGUGCUGGACGCGUUCAGUAACGUUGCCCGUACCAACACGAGCACGUACAACGCGACUGUGGGCGACGUCAUCACGCUGCGGCCGGAGGGGCCGAGCACAAACACCCGGCUGGCGAUGGCGUACGUGGCGGGCGUGAACGCGUCGGCGGUGCUGGCGUACGGGACGCUGGACGUGACGUUUGACGUGCAGGUGGACUUCACGGGCACGUUCUGGGAGGGGUACGUGUUUGUGGACGUGGGCGUGGAGAGCGCCGCGGAGGUGGAGGGCGACCGGUACACGACGCUGGACGGCUGGUCCGACUCGGUGGGCGGGGCGGCGCGCGUGAUCCUGCGCAACUACUACGGGACGUGGAACGCACGGCUGCAAACUCCUGACAGUGAAGCAGAGAUGAGGGUGGAGCAGAGCAUCGUGUCCGGGGAGACGUACAGGCUGCGGGUGCGGCACGACCUGACGACGCUGGAGACGCGCAUCGAGGUGGGCAACGAGGAGCGGCACUACGGCAUGGAUACCUUCCACAGGGUGGACGCGCCGGUGCACGAGGGGGUGCGCGUGGGCGUGUACGUCGGGUUCAGCGGGGAGGAGGUGCAGGAGGUGCGCGUGGGCAACAUGAGCUUCUGCGGGGGCAAGCACGCGGCGGUGACGGGCGAGGGCCCGGACAGCGGGAGGGACCUGCCGCCGGUGUGGCGGACGGUGGGGGCUGACCGGAAGAGAGCUGUGCUGCUGGGCGAGGGCAGCGGGUCCGUGGCGGCCGUGGUGGCGGCGGCGGAGGGUGUGGCGCCGUCGGAGCUGAUCAGGGGCGGUAGGAAGCUGCUGGACGUGUCGUUCGACCUGAUGAUGGAGUUUGACGGGACGACGAGCUCGUUGAGCCAGGACUACGUGUUUGUGGACGUGGGCGCGGAGGGGCUGGAGGGCCUGGCGGGCGAGGACUACUCGAGCGGGCUGUCGCAGUCGAGGGCGGCGGUGCGGAUCGCGUUCUACAGGCGCAGCGGGUACUCCUGGCCGUACUGGGACGUUUACGUGCAGACCGCUGGGAGCAACAUUCUGGGCAGUUCCUUCGUGACGCUGCGGUCCGGCACGGCGUACCGCGUGCGCUUUACGGUGGACCUGGUGAGCAACGUGGUGGGCCUCUACCUGGACGGCGGGUAUAUCGGGGGCUCGACUGAUAUCUUCUACCUGGAGCGCUCGCUGGAGGAGCGCGGGCAUCUGACGGGCGUGAGGGUCGGCGCGGUUGACGGAUCGAGCGGCUCGCACACGCUGCAUGCGGCGCACGUGGGCAACGUGACGUUCGCCGAGUACGGCAUCGCGGAGGUGCCGGACCACGGGGCGGUGGAGGUGGCGACGCGCGUGACGCGGUCGGCGCUGUCGAGCUUCGCGGGCUGCACGGUGCAGGACAUGCAGGUGCGUGUGGAGGUGGCGCACGAGUCGGCGUGGGACCUGGAGCUGCGGGUGAAGUCGCCGAGCCAGCGCGAGGUGCUGCUGUGGGGCGGCGACGGCGUGGCGCGGGCGGCGGGCGCGGGCGCGGGGCGGUCGAGCGUGGCGGCGGUGUUUUGGGACGAUGCGCCGGUGGCGGCCGGGAGCGACGCGGCGCUGCCGCUGACGGGCGUGGUGCGGCCGCAGGGGCGGCUGCGGGACUUUUUCGGCGAGGACCCGGAGGGCACGUGGGUGGUGAAGGUGUCGGACGGGCGGGCGAGCGACGCGGCGGAGCUGGCGGAGCGCGCGCAGGCGGUGCGGGCUGUGGAGCUGGAGUUUGCGUGCGACGGGCCGCGGCGCGGGUAUACGGCUGACGUGGGCGAGGCGGUGCCGAACGGGGGCGUGCUGGUGUCGACGCUGGAGGUGGCGGCGGAGGACAGCUGCCCGCUGCGGUACGUGGACGUGAGCGUGGACAUACCGCACCGGCACGUGAAGGACGUGUACGUGUACCUGACGGCGCCGAACCGGGACGUGCGGCGGCUGUAUUUUGGCGACAGCGAGGGGCGCGACGGGGAGGCGAACGUGACGCGGCAGCUGCUGCAGCAGUCGCAGGCGUACCUGGGGGACGAGAGCGCGGGCGCGUGGAAGCUGCGGGUGUACGACGACUUUGGGUCGGACGUGGGGUCGCUGGCGUCGUGGAACAUGGCGCUGACGUGCGAGCCGGAGGUGCUUGGUGUGGUGGAGCAGGUGUGCGAGGGCGAGGGCCCGCUGGCUGUGGAGGCGGCGAGCGCGGGGAGCGCGCUGGUGCUGGACGGGUCGUACGAUGUGGCGGCGACCAACACGAGCACGUACAACGCGACUGUGGGCGACGUCAUUACGCUGCGGCCGGAGGGGCCGAACACGAACGACAGGCUGGCGAUGGCGUACGUGGAGGGCGUGAACGCGUCGGCGGUGCUGGCGGGCGGGACGCUGGACGUGACGUUUGACGUGCAGGUGGACUUCACGGGACCGUCGUGGGAGGGGUACGUGUUUGUGGACGUGGGCGUGGAGAGCGCGGCGGAGGUGGAGGGCGACCGGUACUGGACGCUGGACGGCUGGUCCGACUCGGUGGGCGGGGCAGCGCGCGUGAUCCUGCAGAACAACUACGGGACGUGGUACGCACGGCUGCGCACGUCUGACAGGAGCGCCGAGCUGAGGGUGGAGCAGAGCAUCGUGUCCGGGGAGACGUACAGGCUGCGGGUGCGGCACGACCUGACGACGCUGGAGACGCGCAUCGAGGUGGGCAGCGAGGAGCAGUCCUACGGCAUGGAUACCUUCCACCAGGUGGACGCGCCGGUGCACGAGGGGGUGCGCGUGGGCGUGUACGCGGGGAACAGCGCGUCGGAGGUGCAGGAGGUGCGCGUGGGCAACAUGAGCUUCUGCGGCGGCAAGCACACGGCGGUGACGGGCGAGGGCCCGGUGAGCGGGAGGGACCUGCCGCCGGUGUGGCGGAGGGUGGGGGCUGGCCGGAACGCUCUCACGGUUGUCGAGGCCAAGAGCGUGGACGCGAGCGCGGCGAGCAACCUGGUCGUGCCAGGCAGUGGUGGGCUGGUGGCGACGAACACGUCUGCGUACAACGCGACGACGGGCGCGGUGACGGUGGUGCCGCAGAGCGCAGCAGGGUCCACAGCUGUUGGUGUGGCGGUGUUGCAGGGCGUGGCGCCGUCGCAGCUGCUUUCGAACGGCAGCAAGGUGCUCGAUGUCGCGUUCGACCUGAUGAUCGACUAUGACGGGACGGACUCGAGUACCUUUGUGUUCGUCGACGUGGGGACGGAGGGCCUGGAGGGACUGGUGGGCGAGAGUACCGAAACACUUGCGUCGCUGUCUCAUCCGUGGGCAGCGGUGCGGUUUGCUUUCGGCCGCAGUGGUUCGUUUUGGAGUGCACAGAUCGAGGCCCCGGGCGAGGGCCGCCGCCUUCUGAGGCAUUCCUUCGCGGUGCAGUCCGGCACGGUGUACCGCGUGCGCUUCACGGUGGACGUCAGCAACAGGAGGAUGGAGUUCUACCUGGACGGCAUCUUGGCCAGACGAGACGACAUGCGGUCUGAUUUCUUCUACCUGGAGCGCUCGCUGGAGGCACGCGGGCAUCUGACGGGCGUGAACGUCGGAGCGUUCGACCGCAGUAGGUCCAGGCUGCAUGCCCUGCAUGUGGGCAACUUGGAAUUCGGCACCGAGUUUGCCGUCGCGGAGGUGCCGGACCACGGAGCAGUCGAGGUGGAGACGCAUGUGUCGCGGUCGGCGCUGUCGAGCUUCGCGGGCUGCAGGGUGCAGGACAUGCAGGUGCGUGUGGAGGUGGCGCACGAGUCGGCGUGGGACCUGGAGCUGCGGGUGAAGUCGCCGAGCCAGCGCGAGGUGCUGCUGUGGGGCGGCGACGGCGUGGCGCGGGCGGCGGGCGCGGGCGCGGGGCGGUCGAGCGUGGCGGCGGUGUUUUGGGACGAUGCGCCGGUGGCGGCCGGGAGCGACGCGGCGCUGCCGCUGACGGGCGUGGUGCGGCCGCAGGGGCGGCUGCGGGACUUCUUUGGCGAGGACCCGGAGGGCACGUGGGUGGUGAAGGUGUCGGACGGGCGGGCGAGCGACGCGGCGGAGCUGGCGGAGCGCGCGCAGGCGGUGCGGGCUGUGGAGCUGGAGUUUGCGUGCGACGGGCCGCGGCGCGGGUAUACGGCUGACGUGGGCGAGGCGGUGCCGGACGGGGGCGUGCUGGUGUCGACGCUGGAGGUGGCGGCGGAGGACAGCUGCCCGCUGCGGUACGUGGACGUGAGCGUGGACAUACCGCACCGGCACGUGAAGGACGUGUACGUGUACCUGACGGCGCCGAACCGGGAGGCGCUGCGGCUGUAUUUUGGCGACAGCGAGGGGCGCGACGGGGAGGCGAACGUGACGCGGCAGCUGGUGCAGCAGUCGACGGUGUACUUCAGGGACGAGAGCGCGGGCGCGUGGGAGCUGCGGGUGUACGACGACUUUGGGUCGGACGUGGGGUCGCUGGCGUCGUGGAACAUGACGCUGACGUGCGAGCCGGAGGUGCUUGGUGUGGUGGAGCAGGUGUGCGGAGGCGAGGGCACGCUGGCUGUGGAGGCGGCGAGCGCGGGGAGCGCGCUGGUGCUGGACGGGUCGUACGAUGUGGCGGCGACCAACACGAGCACGUACAACGCGAGCGUGGGGGACUUCAUCACGCUGCGGCCGGAGGGGCCGAGCACGAAUGACAGGCUGGCGAUGGCGUACGUGGAGGGCGUGAACGCGUCGGCGGUGCUGGCGGGCGGGACGCUGGACGUGACGUUUGACGUGCAGGUGGACUUCACGGGACCGUCGUGGGACGGGUACGUGUUUGUGGACGUGGGCGUGGAGAGCGCGGCGGAGGUGGAGGGCGACGGGUACACGACGCUGGACGGCUGGUCCGACUCGGUGGGCGGGGCAGCGCGCGUGAUCUUGCAGAACAACUACGGGACGUGGUACGCACGGCUGCGCACGUCUGACAGGAGCGCCGAGCUGAGGGUGGAGCAGAGCAUCGUGUCCGGGGAGACGUACAGGCUGCGGGUGCGGCACGACCUGACGACGCUGGAGACGCGCAUCGAGGUGGGCAGCGAGGAGCAGUCCUACGGCAUGGACUCCGCAAGUUUGACGCGCCGGUGCACGAGGGGGUGCGCGUGGGCGUGUACGCGGGGGCCAGCGUCGGAGGUGCAGGAGGUGCGCGUGGGCAACAUGAGCUUCUGCGGCGGCAAGCACGCGGCGGUGAUGGGCGAGGGCUCGGUGAGCGGGAGGGACCUGCCGCCGGUGUGGCGGAGGGUGGGGGCUGACCGGAACGCUCUCACGGUUGUCGAGGCCAAGAGCGUGGACGCGAGCGCGGCGAGCAACCUGGUCGUGCCAGGCAGUGGUGGGCUGGUGGCGACGAACACGUCUGCGUACAACGCGACGACGGGCGCGGUGACGGUGGUGCCGCAGAGUGCAGCAGGGUCCACAGCUGUUGGUGUGGCGGUGUUGCAGGGCGUGGCGCCGUCGCAGCUGCUUUCGAACGGCAGCAAGGUGCUCGAUGUCGCGUUCGACCUGAUGAUCGACUACGACGGGACGAGCUCGAGUACCUUUGUGUUCGUCGACGUGGGGACGGAGGGCCUGGAGGGACUGGUGGGCGAGAGCUCUGGAAUUUUCGCGCAGUCGUCUUUUCCGUGGGCAGUCGUGCGACUUGGGUUCACCCGCUUUGGGUCUGAGAGCUGGAGGGCUGCGAUCGAGGUCCCGAACCACUUCCUCAUGACCGAUGUCUUCACGCUGCAGUCCGGCACGGUGCGCCGCGUGCGCUUCACGGUGGACGUGGUGGAAAGGAGGAUGGAGUUCUACCUGGACGGCAUCUUGGCCAGACGAGAGGACAUGAGCUCGAAUGAUAUCUUCUACCUGGAGCGCUCGCUGGAGGCACGCGGGCAUCUGACGGGCGUGAACGUCGGAGCGUUCGACCGCAGUAGGGUGCAGGACAUGCAGGUGCGUGUGGAGGGGGCGCACGAGUCGGCGUGGGACCUGGAGCUGCGGGUGAAGUCGCCGAGCCAGCGCGAGGUGCUGCUGUGGGGCGGCGACGGCGUGGCGCGGGCGGCGGGCGCGGGCGCGGGGCGGUCGAGCGUGGCGGCGGUGUUUUGGGACGAUGCGCCGGUGGCGGCCGGGAGCGACGCGGCGCUGCCGCUGACGGGCGUGGUGCGGCCGCAGGGGCGGCUGCGGGACUUCUUUGGCGAGGACCCGGAGGGCACGUGGGUGGUGAAGGUGUCGGACGGGCGGGCGAGCGACGCGGCGGAGCUGGCGGAGCGCGCGCAGGCGGUGCGGGCUGUGGAGCUGGAGUUUGUGUGCGUCGGGCCGCGGCGCGGGUAUACGGCUGACGUGGGCGAGGCGGUGCCGGACGGGGGCGUGCUGGUGUCGACGCUGGAGGUGGCGGCGGAGGACAGCUGCCCGCUGCGGUACGUGGACGUGAGCGUGGACAUUCCGCACCGGCACGUGAAGGACGUGUACGUGUACCUGACGGCGCCGAACCGGGACGUGCGGCGGCUGUACUUUGGCGACAGCGAGGGGCGCGACGGGGAGGCGAACGUGACGCGACAGCUGGUGCAGCAGUCGACGUCGUACUCCUUGGACGAGAGCGCAGGCGCGUGGGAGCUGCGGGUGUACGACGACUUUGGGUCGGACGUGGGGUCGCUGGCGUCGUGGAACAUGACGCUGACGUGCGCGCCGGAGGUGCUUGGUGUGGUGGAGCAGGUGUGCGAGGGCGAGGGCGCGCUGGCUGUACAGGCGGCGAGUGCGGGGAGCGCGCUGGUGCUGGACGGGUCUGGCUACAUGGCCCGUACCAACACGAGCACGUACAACGCGAGCGUGGGGGACUUCAUCGCGCUGCGACCGGAGGGGCCGCGGAGCACAACCAGUCGGCUGGCGAUGGCGUACGUGGAGGGCGUGAACGCGUCGGCGGUGCUGGCGGGCGGGACGCUGGACGUGACGUUUGACGUGCAGGUGGACUUCACGGGACCGUCCUGGAUUGGGUACGUGUUUGUGGACGUGGGCGUGGAGAGCGCGGCGGAGGUGGAGGGCGACUCGUACACGACGCUGGACGACUGGUCCGACUCGGUGGGCGGGGCGGCGCGCGUGAUCUUGCAGCACAGCUACGGGACGUGGUACGCACGGCUGCGCACGUCUGACAGGAGCGCCGAGAUGAGGGUGCUGCAGAGCAUCGUGUCCGGGGAGACGUACAGGCUGCGGGUGUGGCACGACCUGACGACGCUGGAGGCGCGCAUCGAGGUGGGCAGCGAGGAGCGGUACUACGGCAUGGACUCGUACGAGUUCCUGAACACGCCGGUGCACGAGGGGGUGCGCGUGGGCGUGUAUGCGUUGUGGUCGGAGGUGCAGGAGGUGCGCGUGGGCAACAUGAGCUUCUGCGGAGGCAAGCACGCGGCGGUGGCAGGCGAGGGCCCGGUGCGCGGGCAGGACCUGCCGCCGGUGUGGCGGACGGUUGAGGCCGACCGGAACGCUCUCUUAGCUGUGGAGGCCAAGAGCGUGGACGCGAGUGCGGCGAGUAACCUGGUCGUGCCAGGCAGUGGUGGGUUGGUGGCGACGAACACGUCUGCGUACAACGCGACGACGGGCGCGGUGACGGUGGUGCCGGAGAGUGCAGGGUCCACAGCUGUUGGUGUGGCUGUAUUGCAGGGCGUUGCACCGUCGCAGCUGCUUUUGAACGGUGGCAAGGUGCUGGAUGUCGCGUUCGACCUGAUGAUCGACUACGACGGGACGAGCUCGUCUUCCUUCGUGUUUGUUGACGUUGGGACGGAGGGGCUGGAGGGACUUGUGGGCGAGAGCCCUGAAAUUUUCGCGCAGUCGUCUUUUCCGUGGGCAGUCGUGCGACUUGGGUUCACCCGCAGUGGGUCUGAGCGCUGGAGGGCUGCGAUCGAGGUCCCGAACCGCUUCCUCAUGACCGAUUUCUUCACGCUGCGGUCCGGCACGGUGCGCCGCGUGCGCUUCACGGGGGACGUCAGCAACAGGAGGAUGGAGUUUUACCUGGACGGCAUCUUGGCCAGACGAGAGGGCAUGAGCUCGACUGAUAUCUUCUACCUGGAGCGGUCGCUGGAGGAGAGCGGGCAUCUGACGGGCGUGAACGUCGGGGCGUUCGACCGCAGUAGGUCCAGGCUAGGUGCCCUGCAUGUGGGCAACUUGGAGUUUGGCACCGAGUUUGCCAUCGCGGAGGUGCCGGACCACGGGGCGGUGGAGGUGGAGACGCGCGUGUCGCGGUCGGCGCUGUCGAGCUUCGCGGGCUGCACGGUGCAGGACAUGCAGGCGGUGGGCUGUGGAGCUGAGUUUGCGUGCGACGGUCGCGGCGCGGGUAUGGCCACGGACGUGGGCGAGGUGCCGGACGGGGCGUGCUGGUGUCUGACGCUGGAGGUGGCGGCGGAGGACAGCUGCCCGCUGCGGUACGUGGACGUGAGCGUGGACAUACCGCACCGGCACGUGAAGGACGUGUACGUGUACCUGACGGCGCCGAACCGGGACGUGCGGCGGCUGUACUUUGGCGACAGCGAGGGGCGCGACGGGGAGGCGAACGUGACGCGACAGCUGGUGCAGCAGUCGACGUCGUACUCCUUGGACGAGAGCGCGGGCGCGUGGGAGCUGCGGGUGUACGACGACUUUGGGUCGGACGUGGGGUCGCUGGCGUCGUGGAACAUGACGCUGACGUGCGCGCCGGAGGUGCUUGGUGUGGUGGAGCAGGUGUGCGGGGGCGAGGGCGCGCUGGCUGUGGAGGCGGCGAGCGCGGGGAGCGCGCUGGUGCUGGACGGGUCCAGUCGUGUGGCGGCGACCAACACGAGCACGUACAACGCGACUGUGGGCGACGUCAUUACGCUGCGGCCGGAGGGGCCGAGCACAAACAGCCGGCUGGCGAUGGCGUACGUGGAGGGCGUGAACGCGUCGGCGGUGCUGGCGGGCGGGACGCUGGACGUGACGUUCGACGUGCAGGUGGACUUCACGGGACCGUCGUGGGACGGGUACGUGUUUGUGGACGUGGGCGUGGAGAGCGCCGCGGAGGUGGAGGGCGACGGGUACUGGACGCUGGACGGCUGGUCCGACUCGGUGGGCGGGGCAGCGCGCGUGAUCUUGCAGAACAACUACGGGACGUGGUACGCACGGCUGCGCACGUCUGACAGGAGCGCCGAGCUGAGGGUGGAGCAGAGCAUCGUGUCCGGGGAGACGUACAGGCUGCGGGUGCGGCACGACCUGACGACGCUGGAGACGCGCAUCGAGGUGGGCAGCGAGGAGCAGUCCUACGGCAUGGAUACCUUCCACCAGGUGGACGCGCCGGUGCACGAGGGGGUGCGCGUGGGCGUGUACGCGGGGGCCAGCUCGUCGGAGGUGCAGGAGGUGCGCGUGGGCAACAUGAGCUUCUGCGGCGGCAAGCACGCGGCGGUGAUGGGCGAGGGCCCGGUGAGCGGGAGGGACCUGCCGCCGGAGUGGCGGAGGGUGGGGGCUGACCGGAACGCUCUCACGGUUGUCGAGGCCAAGAGCGUGGACGCGAGCGCGGCGAGCAACCUGGUCGUGCCAGGCAGUGGUGGGCUGGUGGCGACGAACACGUCUGCGUACAACGCGACGACGGGCGCGGUGACGGUGGUGCCGCAGAGCGCAGCAGGGUCCACAGCUGUUGGUGUGGCGGUGUUGCAGGGCGUGGCGCCGUCGCAGCUGCUUUCGAACGGCAGCAAGGUGCUCGAUGUCGCGUUCGACCUGAUGAUCGACUAUGACGGGACGGACUCGAGUACCUUUGUGUUCGUCGACGUGGGGACGGAGGGCCUGGAGGGACUGGUGGGCGAGAGCUCUGGAAUUUUCGCGCAGUCGUCUUUUCCGUGGGCAGUCGUGCGACUUGGGUUCACCCGCUUUGGGUCUGAGAGCUGGAGGGCUGCGAUCGAGGUCCCGAACCACUUCCUCAUGACCGAUGUCUUCACGCUGCAGUCCGGCACGGUGCGCCGCGUGCGCUUCACGGUGGACGUGGUGGAAAGGAGGAUGGAGUUCUACCUGGACGGCAUCUUGGCCAGACGAGAGGACAUGAGCUCGAAUGAUAUCUUCUACCUGGAGCGCUCGCUGGAGGCACGCGGGCAUCUGACGGGCGUGAACGUCGGAGCGUUCGACCGCAGUAGGUCCAGGCUGCAUGCCCUGCAUGUGGGCAACUUGGAAUUCGGCACCGAGUUUGCCAUCGCGGAGGUGCCGGACCACGGAGCAGUCGAGGUGGAGACGCGUGUGUCGCGGUCGGCGCUGUCGAGCUUCGCGGGCUGCAGGGUGCAGGACAUGCAGGUGCGUGUGGAGGUGGCGCACGAGUCGGCGUGGGACCUGGAGCUGCGGGUGAAGUCGCCGAGCCAGCGCGAGGUGCUGCUGUGGGGCGGCGACGGCGUGGCGCGGGCGGCGGGCGCGGGCGCGGGGCGGUCGAGCGUGGCGGCGGUGUUUUGGGACGAUGCGCCGGUGGCGGCCGGGAGCGACGCGGCGCUGCCGCUGACGGGCGUGGUGCGGCCGCAGGGGCGGCUGCGGGACUUCUUUGGCGAGGACCCGGAGGGCACGUGGGUGGUGAAGGUGUCGGACGGGCGGGCGAGCGACGCGGCGGAGCUGGCGGAGCGCGCGCAGGCGGUGCGGGCUGUGGAGCUGGAGUUUGCGUGCGACGGGCCGCGGCGCGGGUAUACGGCUGACGUGGGCGAGGCGGUGCCGGACGGGGGCGUGCUGGUGUCGACGCUGGAGGUGGCGGCGGAGGACAGCUGCCCGCUGCGGUACGUGGACGUGAGCGUGGACAUUCCGCACCGGCACGUGAAGGACGUGUACGUGUACCUGACGGCGCCGAACCGGGACGUGCGGCGGCUGUACUUCGGCGACAGCGAGGGGCGCGACGGGGAGGCGAACGUGACGCGGCAGCUGGUGCAGCAGUCGCAGGCGUACCUGGGGGACGAGAGCGCAGGCGCGUGGGAGCUGCGGGUGUACGACGACUUUGGGUCGGACGUGGGGUCGCUGGCGUCGUGGAACAUGGCGCUGACGUGCGAGCCGGAGGUGCUUGGUGUGGUGGAGCAGGUGUGCGGGGGCGAGGGCGCGCUGGCUGUGGAGGCGGCGAGCGCGGGGAGCGCGCUGGUGCUGGACGGGUCCAGUCGUGUGGCGGCGACCAACACGAGCACGUACAACGCGAGCGUGGGGGACUUCAUCGCGCUGCGGCCGGAGGGGCCGAGCACGAAUGACAGGCUGGCGAUGGCGUACGUGGAGGGCGUGAACGCGUCGGCGGUGCUGGCGGGCGGGACGCUGGACGUGACGUUUGACGUGCAGGUGGACUUCACGGGACCGUCGUGGGACGGGUACGUGUUUGUGGACGUGGGCGUGGAGAGCGCGGCGGAGGUGGAGGGCGACGGGUACACGACGCUGGACGGCUGGUCCGACUCGGUGGGCGGGGCAGCGCGCGUGAUCUUGCAGAACAACUACGGGACGUGGUACGCACGGCUGCGCACGUCUGACAGGAGCGCCGAGCUGAGGGUGGAGCAGAGCAUCGUGUCCGGGGAGACGUACAGGCUGCGGGUGCGGCACGACCUGACGACGCUGGAGACGCGCAUCGAGGUGGGCAGCGAGGAGCAGUCCUACGGCAUGGUCUCCAGCAACGUAAUUGACGCGCCGGUGCACGAGGGGGUGCGCGUGGGCGUGUACGCGGGGGCCAGCUCGUCGGAGGUGCAGGAGGUGCGCGUGGGCAACAUGAGCUUCUGCGGCGGCAAGCACGCGGCGGUGACGGGCGAGGGCCCGGUGAGCGGGAGGGACCUGCCGCCGGUGUGGCGGAGGGCGGGGGCUGACCGGAACGCUCUCACGGUUGUCGAGGCCAAGAGCGUGGACGCGAGCGCGGCGAGCAACCUGGUCGUGCCAGGCAGUGGUGGGCUGGUGGCGACGAACACGUCUGCGUACAACGCGACGACGGGCGCGGUGACGGUGGUGCCGCAGAGUGCAGCAGGGUCCACAGCUGUUGGUGUGGCGGUGUUGCAGGGCGUGGCGCCGUCGCAGCUGCUUUCGAACGGCAGCAAGGUGCUCGAUGUCGCGUUCGACCUGAUGAUCGACUACGACGGGACGAGCUCGAGUACCUUUGUGUUCGUCGACGUGGGGACGGAGGGCCUGGAGGGACUGGUGGGCGAGAGCUCUGGAAUUUUCGCGCAGUCGUCUUUUCCGUGGGCAGUCGUGCGACUUGGGUUCACCCGCUUUGGGUCUGAGAGCUGGAGGGCUGCGAUCGAGGUCCCGAACCACUUCCUCAUGACCGAUGUCUUCACGCUGCAGUCCGGCACGGUGCGCCGCGUGCGCUUCACGGUGGACGUGGUGGAAAGGAGGAUGGAGUUCUACCUGGACGGCAUCUUGGCCAGACGAGAGGACAUGAGCUCGAAUGAUAUCUUCUACCUGGAGCGCUCGCUGGAGGCACGCGGGCAUCUGACGGGCGUGAACGUCGGAGCGUUCGACCGCAGUAGGUCCAGGCUGCAUGCCCUGCAUGUGGGCAACUUGGAAUUCGGCACCGAGUUUGCCAUCGCGGAGGUGCCGGACCACGGAGCAGUCGAGGUGGAGACGCGUGUGUCGCGGUCGGCGCUGUCGAGCUUCGCGGGCUGCAGGGUGCAGGACAUGCAGGUGCGUGUGGAGGUGGCGCACGAGUCGGCGUGGGACCUGGAGCUGCGGGUGAAGUCGCCGAGCCAGCGCGAGGUGCUGCUGUGGGGCGGCGACGGCGUGGCGCGGGCGGCGGGCGCGGGCGCGGGGCGGUCGAGCGUGGCGGCGGUGUUUUGGGACGAUGCGCCGGUGGCGGCCGGGAGCGACGCGGCGCUGCCGCUGACGGGCGUGGUGCGGCCGCAGGGGCGGCUGCGGGACUUCUUUGGCGAGGACCCGGAGGGCACGUGGGUGGUGAAGGUGUCGGACGGGCGGGCGAGCGACGCGGCGGAGCUGGCGGAGCGCGUGCAGGCGGUGCGGGCUGUGGAGCUGGAGUUUGCGUGCGACGGGCCGCGGCGCGGGUAUACGGCUGACGUGGGCGAGGUGCCGGACGGGGGCGUGCUGGUGUCGACGCUGGAGGUGGCGGCGGAGGACAGCUGCCCGCUGCGGUACGUGGACGUGAGCGUGGACAUACCGCACCGGCACGUGAAGGACGUGUACGUGUACCUGACGGCGCCGAACCGGGACGUGCGGCGGCUGUACUUUGGCGACAGCGAGGGGCGCGACGGGGAGGCGAACGUGACGCGACAGCUGGUGCAGCAGUCGACGUCGUACUCCUUGGACGAGAGCGCGGGCGCGUGGGAGCUGCGGGUGUACGACGACUUUGGGUCGGACGUGGGGUCGCUGGCGUCGUGGAACAUGACGCUGACGUGCGCGCCGGAGGUGCUUGGUGUGGUGGAGCAGGUGUGCGGGGGCGAGGGCGCGCUGGCUGUGGAGGCGGCGAGCGCGGGGAGCGCGCUGGUGCUGGACGGGUCCAGUCGUGUGGCGGCGACCAACACGAGCACGUACAACGCGACUGUGGGCGACGUCAUUACGCUGCGGCCGGAGGGGCCGAGCACAAACAGCCGGCUGGCGAUGGCGUACGUGGAGGGCGUGAACGCGUCGGCGGUGCUGGCGGGCGGGACGCUGGACGUGACGUUCGACGUGCAGGUGGACUUCACGGGACCGUCGUGGGACGGGUACGUGUUUGUGGACGUGGGCGUGGAGAGCGCCGCGGAGGUGGAGGGCGACGGGUACUGGACGCUGGACGGCUGGUCCGACUCGGUGGGCGGGGCAGCGCGCGUGAUCUUGCAGAACAACUACGGGACGUGGUACGCACGGCUGCGCACGUCUGACAGGAGCGUCGGGCUGAGGGUGGAGCAGAGCAUCGUGUCCGGGGAGACGUACAGGCUGCGGGUGCGGCACGACCUGACGACGCUGGAGACGCGCAUCGAGGUGGGCAGCGAGGAGCAGUCCUACGGCAUGGAUACCUUCCACCAGGUGGACGCGCCGGUGCACGAGGGGGUGCGCGUGGGCGUGUACGCGGGGGCCAGCUCGUCGGAGGUGCAGGAGGUGCGCGUGGGCAACAUGAGCUUCUGCGGCGGCAAGCACGCGGCGGUGAUGGGCGAGGGCCCGGUGAGCGGGAGGGACCUGCCGCCGGAGUGGCGGAGGGUGGGGGCUGACCGGAACGCUCUCACGGUUGUCGAGGCCAAGAGCGUGGACGCGAGCGCGGCGAGCAACCUGGUCGUGCCAGGCAGUGGUGGGCUGGUGGCGACGAACACGUCUGCGUACAACGCGACGACGGGCGCGGUGACGGUGGUGCCGCAGAGUGCAGCAGGGUCCACAGCUGUUGGUGUGGCGGUGUUGCAGGGCGUGGCGCCGUCGCAGCUGCUUUCGAACGGCAGCAAGGUGCUCGAUGUCGCGUUCGACCUGAUGAUCGACUAUGACGGGACGGACUCGAGUACCUUUGUGUUCGUCGACGUGGGGACGGAGGGCCUGGAGGGACUGGGGGGCGAGAGCUCUGGAAUUUUCGCGCAGUCGUCUUUUCCGUGGGCAGUCGUGCGACUUGGGUUCACCCGCUUUGGGUCUGAGAGCUGGAGGGCUGCGAUCGAGGUCCCGAACCACUUCCUCAUGACCGAUGUCUUCACGCUGCAGUCCGGCACGGUGCGCCGCGUGCGCUUCACGGUGGACGUGGUGGAAAGGAGGAUGGAGUUCUACCUGGACGGCAUCUUGGCCAGACGAGAGGACAUGAGCUCGAAUGAUAUCUUCUACCUGGAGCGCUCGCUGGAGGCACGCGGGCAUCUGACGGGCGUGAACGUCGGAGCGUUCGACCGCAGUAGGUCCAGGCUGCAUGCCCUGCAUGUGGGCAACUUGGAAUUCGGCACCGAGUUUGCCAUCGCGGAGGUGCCGGACCACGGAGCAGUCGAGGUGGAGACGCGUGUGUCGCGGUCGGCGCUGUCGAGCUUCGCGGGCUGCAGGGUGCAGGACAUGCAGGUGCGUGUGGAGGGGGCGCACGAGUCGGCGUGGGACCUGGAGCUGCGGGUGAAGUCGCCGAGCCAGCGCGAGGUGCUGCUGUGGGGCGGCGACGGCGUGGCGCGGGCGGCGGGCGCGGGCGCGGGGCGGUCGAGCGUGGCGGCGGUGUUUUGGGACGAUGCGCCGGUGGCGGCCGGGAGCGACGCGGCGCUGCCGCUGACGGGCGUGGUGCGGCCGCAGGGGCGGCUGCGGGACUUCUUUGGCGAGGACCCGGAGGGCACGUGGGUGGUGAAGGUGUCGGACGGGCGGGCGAGCGACGCGGCGGAGCUGGCGGAGCGCGCGCAGGCGGUGCGGGCUGUGGAGCUGGAGUUUGUGUGCGUCGGGCCGCGGCGCGGGUAUACGGCUGACGUGGGCGAGGCGGUGCCGGACGGGGGCGUGCUGGUGUCGACGCUGGAGGUGGCGGCGGAGGACAGCUGCCCGCUGCGGUACGUGGACGUGAGCGUGGACAUUCCGCACCGGCACGUGAAGGACGUGUACGUGUACCUGACGGCGCCGAACCGGGACGUGCGGCGGCUGUACUUUGGCGACAGCGAGGGGCGCGACGGGGAGGCGAACGUGACGCGACAGCUGGUGCAGCAGUCGACGUCGUACUCCUUGGACGAGAGCGCAGGCGCGUGGGAGCUGCGGGUGUACGACGACUUUGGGUCGGACGUGGGGUCGCUGGCGUCGUGGAACAUGACGCUGACGUGCGCGCCGGAGGUGCUUGGUGUGGUGGAGCAGGUGUGCGAGGGCGAGGGCGCGCUGGCUGUACAGGCGGCGAGUGCGGGGAGCGCGCUGGUGCUGGACGGGUCUGGCUACAUGGCCCGUACCAACACGAGCACGUACAACGCGAGCGUGGGGGACUUCAUCGCGCUGCGACCGGAGGGGCCGCGGAGCACAACCAGUCGGCUGGCGAUGGCGUACGUGGAGGGCGUGAACGCGUCGGCGGUGCUGGCGGGCGGGACGCUGGACGUGACGUUUGACGUGCAGGUGGACUUCACGGGACCGUCCUGGAUUGGGUACGUGUUUGUGGACGUGGGCGUGGAGAGCGCGGCGGAGGUGGAGGGCGACUCGUACACGACGCUGGACGACUGGUCCGACUCGGUGGGCGGGGCGGCGCGCGUGAUCUUGCAGCACAGCUACGGGACGUGGUACGCACGGCUGCGCACGUCUGACAGGAGCGCCGAGAUGAGGGUGCUGCAGAGCAUCGUGUCCGGGGAGACGUACAGGCUGCGGGUGUGGCACGACCUGACGACGCUGGAGGCGCGCAUCGAGGUGGGCAGCGAGGAGCGGUACUACGGCAUGGACUCGUACGAGUUCCUGAACACGCCGGUGCACGAGGGGGUGCGCGUGGGCGUGUAUGCGUUGUGGUCGGAGGUGCAGGAGGUGCGCGUGGGCAACAUGAGCUUCUGCAGAGGCAACUUUGCCACUGCCAAUCCCGACACAGCUGAGACGGCGUCCUCCAGCUCGACCACGUACAUCGUCGCGAGUAGUCAGCCGCAUUGGGUUCCAGCUGGGGGCAGCACCGAGCUCUCCCUCAGCCGCACCUUGAGUUCGACGGAUUUCGACUGCAACGUCACAGACGGCGCCAUCGACAUCGACGUCGCCCACGCGGAUCCCGAGAGCCUACAGUUCUACUUACAUGCGCAGUCCGGGUACGGCAUCGCGCUGCGCGUUCCUCCGACCAACACGACUGUCGAGCCCUCACACACCGAGUCUCCUGUUGCACCACGCAACGUGUCGAGCAUCGUGAACGGGGGGGCGAUGGCCGCAAGUGCGGGCCUGCUCGUGACGACGAGCGACGCAGGGGUCGACGUGUUCGAGCGCAACGCCCAGGGAGCGUGGUCUGCCGUGGACGUGCUGCCACCUCCCGUGAACGCGUCUUCGAACUUCGGUGCGCGAGCACGCACCCUUGCAGUGAUCGGGGACAACCGCAUCAUUGUCUCUGACCCGGGCUUCGGGGGGUCGCGAGGGACAGUCUUCUCGUACGUCCGCGCCACCGGCGGCUCUUGGAUGCUCAGUCAGACGCUCAUGUCGCUUGGUGACGACCACUUCGGUGCGGCUGUAGACGUCGCCGGGAACGGCACGCUCGUCGUGAUGUCGGAGAAGAGUCUGCAUGUGUACGCUUCGAACGACGCGUCGACCUGGAAGUUGAACCAGACGUUGGAGCUCAAUUACGUGGCGCCGUCUGGAGAGCCGGGGGCACUUGCGGUCUCGUCCGGCUUCAUUGCCGUAGCGGACGUGCCGAGGCUGUUCCAGUCUGCGACGUCGUUCGUCAUAUUCGAGAAGGGCGCAGAUGGGCGCUGGACACUGAUGCAGCGAAUCGACCGCUCUGGCACAACUGCCCUUGCCUUCAGCGACAACGAGCUGCUCGUCGGCGACGCAUCCGUCAGCUUCGGGCGCGUCGCAGUCUACACGAUCACGGACGCAUUGACGGAAAGCAGCUACAUCCAGCCAGUCGAUAGGCGCACGGGAGACAAGUUCGGGUCUUCCAUCACAGUGCAGGGUGGAACAGCCGUCCUGAUGGCUCCCGGUCACGUCGGCAACUGCAGUGACGGUCAGAUUGGCACUCUCGGUGCGAUGUACGUCAUGAACCGCGCGCAGGACGGUGCGUGGCUCCUCGACGAGCAGCCACUGCUGCGGCCGUGCUCCGAUGACAUGGUGCUCCCCGAGACCAACGGGCAGGUCGCUUUCUCGCGUGAUCACGUGCUCACGGCGUUUGAUCGCACCAGGCUCAGCAUUCAGACCACGGAAUCGGGCCCGGGCGCGGUGUUCGAGACGCAGCUGCCGUCGGCCACAGUUGGCACUACUCGCUACACCAUCGGCGGGAAGGCGACUGACGCGACAGACGGCAGGACAUUCUUUGAGUCGCUCGAGCCCUUCACGGCCCUUGCGGGAAUCGACGGGCGCGGGGGAACCUGGACGCUGAAGGUCACAGACAGCCGCAAGGGCCGGCACGCUGCUAUCCAGCACAUCGUGAGUGCCAAUCUGCGCCUGUCCUGCUCAGGAGGGAACGUGACGCGCUCGCUCGACGCCGCUGUCCCCGACAACGGCAAGUUCGUUGACACGAUCGAGAUCAACAACAUCCGGGGCUGCCUGGUAGACGGGGUUCAGGCCAACCUCAACAUCAAGCACAGGCACGUCAAGGACCUCGUCGUGUACUUGGGUAGGCCGGACGGCGUCGCCGAGCGGCAGUACUACGGGGACACCCAGGGCCUGGACGGCGUUGCGGACCUGGAACGUUCCAUCUCCCUGUGGAGCCAGUUCAGCGGCCAGGACGUGUCGGGCAACUGGACGCUCCAUGUCUACGACGACUUCGGGUCAGACUUGGGGUCGCUUUCAUCCUGGAGCUUGACAUUCGCCUGCCGGCGCAAGGUGCCUGCAUCGUGCUACAACGCUGAUGCUGUGGUGCACCCUCUCUCCGACAUCGAGUCUGCCAGCGUGCCGCGUUUCAACUCGGCCGGAGCAGGAACUUUCGCGUCCAGCGUCGAGAGCGCAAGCGCUGUGUUCUCUUCGGACACGGAGGCCUCGCACAUUGCGCGUCUCCCAGUAAAGCUCUCUUUGACUGGGGCGACGUUCAAGUUCUGGUCCGAGUUCCGGCGCCAAGGCGCAGCAUUUUCUCGCGAUAACCACCUGUGGUUCAGCUUCGGGCGAGAGACACCUGCGCAGGCGUGGCAGUCGCGGUCCUACUUCUCGACGGACGACAUCACGGACGACCUGGACGAGCACGAGUUCCGCAUCGGCAUCGAGUGGCGCAGCGAACAGAGCUGCAGCAUCAUUCUCGGUCGCGGGUCGUCGUAUAGGAGCAGUUCCGUAUCCGACAACGACUACAGCCUGCCUUCGGAGAUCUGCACUGGUGACGAGUGGCACCUGUUCGUCGUGGAGAUCGAGCCGUCGGAUUUCUCCUUCGUGAAAAUCAACGUCGGCUUCGAUGCGUACCGCACAGAAGCGUUGUUCUACCUGGGCUUCUCUUCGCAGCAGUACAGUCAGCGCCUCCCGGGCUACAUGCUCAUGGCAGCCCGUGGCACCUCGGUGUCGGUCGGGGCGCGCGUGAUCGGCACAUCGUCCAGGAACGCCACCGUCGAGGUGCGCGGCCUCACGACGUGCCGCUUCCCGGGCUCCGAUGUCCAGCCGCUGGCCCUGGCGCCUGUCAAGGGCGACUGUGCACCUGAUGUCGCGCACGCUGAGGCUGCGCAGACGGCCCCGACCACUCAACUCAGCGACGCGACUGCGAUCUGCGUCUACGCUGACGAGAGACCGGCGUCGAACCGACCGGUUGACCGGAUGAGCGUGCCUCGCGACGCCAGGGUGACGGGCAUCAACAUCACCGUCGACCUGGAGCACACCGACUUGAGCCGCCUCUCGCUGGACCUCGUCUCGCCGAUCGGCACGGCCGUCCCUCUCGUGCGUUCGAACUCGACCUACGGAAUGCGGCUGGCGCGCACGCGCUUCUCCGACGCGGCUGCCGACACGGCUGCCGAGGGCGACAUGCCCUACAGGGGGGCGUACCGGCCCAUGGAGGCCUUCGCCGCCCUCGUCGACGAGCCUGCGACCGGAUCAUGGUGUCUCCAGGUUCGGAAUGAGCCGUCUACCGCUCCGGUGAGGUACAUCUUCAAGAGCUUCAAAGUGCAGCUUGCCACGCGGGAUGGCAACCACCAGAGCCUGCGCGAGCACGUGGCCGUCUCGAAGCGCAUCCCCGACGCCGCACUGCUCGAGCAGACGCUCAACAUCACGACGGAGCGCAGCUGCACGCUCGAGGGCGCCCGCUUCGUCACGGACGUGCACCACACGCACCACACUGACAUCAGGGCAUGGUUCCAGGCGCCCACCGGGACGUUCGGCGUGAUCACGGACGAGUACGGUUUUAAGGAGGGCAUCGACGGCGUUGUUUCGAAGUCGUACGGGUACGGUGGGAGCCAGCAGCCGGGGUACGGCUCGGGCUCGCUGUCGAACCUCAUGCAAGGCACAAACAACACGGGGCUGUGGAAGGUGUGGGUGCAGGACGACUUCGCUGGUGACGUCGGUAGCGUCGGCACGGAGAUGUGCUUCACCUGCCGCUACAGCGCGGAGCCGACGUGCCCUAUCGCCGGCCGUGCCAACAGCACUCAUGUUCCCGAGGGCUUGCAGCUCAGGGACAUCGACGCAGCAGGCAACGCGUACGUCGUCGGCCAGGACUCGCGCCGCCGGGUGCUGAGGAUCCUGCGCAACAGAAGGACGGAGGUGCUGGCCUCGAACUUCGCGUCCACCCCAGAGGACAUUGCUGUGUCGCUGAGCGGCGUUGUGUACGUGGCGGUCGGCAACCAGGUCGUGCGCAUCCAGGACGGGACUCAGAGCAUCUUCGCGACGACGCCCGGCCGCCCAGUGAGUCUGGCAGUUGCCGAGGAGGAUUUGCUGUUUGUCGCAACCGACCAGGGCAGUGUCCUGUUGGUGAACAGCACCUCCAGCUCGGUCUUCCACCCUUCGUCUUUCUCGUCGAGCGGCAUCCGCGCGCUCACAGUCGAGCCGGGCCAGCGGCGCAGUGUGUUCGCGGCGUUCUCGAACAGCUGCGUCCAGCGUCUGCUGGGCAACGGCACAUCAACGCCGGUCCUGGGAGUCUGCGGGAGGACUGGGAGGCCCAUCGACGGCGACGUCGCGACAAAGACUGCAAUCAGUUACCCCGAGGGCGUGGCCAUCGACAGGGCUACCGGCGACAUCUAUGUGUCGGACAACAGCCUCGACGUAGUGCUGCGGGUCCGCGACGGCAGGGUGAAGAUCGUCGCGGGCCAGACGUCCACGGAGACACGGCCGCGCCUCGGUGAGGCUGCGAACCUGCAACCGAUCCGCCGACCUGGGAAGGUUUUCGUCGACACUGCAGCAAGGGAGCUUGUUUUCGAGGAGGGCAAGGGGUCCUCAGAUGCCACGAUCGUCUCCGUGCCGCUCACUGCGGACUGCAUACCCACCCUCACGAGCCCGCCGGUUACGGCUGUAGCGACCCGGCCCGGCAACAGCGCGGUCAGGAAGAAGUUCAAGGUCACCACCGCCAUCAAGAUCACCUUAAACAGUUCCAUCACUCAACAAGAGGAAUUGGCUCUCAAGUAUGUUGCCCUGCGUCUCCUCCAGCUGCCUGAGGCGCUGCUGGAUGCCCCGGGCGUCAACGUUGUGGUUGAACGCGUGCCAUCGGGGCGCCGCCUGCUCCAGGUCUUCGAGUACCAGGUGCGGAUCGAGUACGUCACCGAGAACCAGGAGGAGGCCCAGAGGGCGGCCACAUCUGCGCAGAGGCUCACGCAGGACACGGCCGAGUCUCAGAACGAGCUGCUGACGCUCAUUCAGACGAGCAUCGCGGAAGCAGGUGGAGAUCCCACAGAAGUGCAGAGCGUGGCGGUGGAGCAGGCAGCACAGAUCGAGGAGACGGUCAUCGAGGACACCCCGCACACCAUCCAGGACUACGACCGCCCCGGACACCACUGCGCCGCUGACGUCACCUGCUACCUCCGCUGCUGUCGCAACGUCUCCAGCGGGCACUACGGUUGCGGCCACCACCACGGCUGCAGCGACGACAUUCGUCCCAGAGACCAGCGCUUCCACGACGAGGGCUGCAAGUACCAGCACGCCAUCAUCCACGCCGGAAUCCACCACCGCUGUGUCAACGACUGA